CUAUGUAUGAUGCUGCUUUGCGUCCUUCAUUUUUAAAUAGACCCAAUCACGGAUCUGUCUUUCCAAGCUGUAGGGACAUACGUUGCAGUAUGGGUGGAAGUGGCAUUAGUGCUUUGGUUAGAGCUGUUGUGUCUCUUAUUAUUAUUGUGUUUCUUCUUGUUGGUAUCUUAGCAAACGCUGGACCAAGUGUUCCAUCAACAGAAAAGGUCAAGAGUUUGCGGUUUAGUGGUAAAGAUGUGAAUCUGUUUCAUGUUAGCAAGCGGAAAGUUCCAAAUGGAGCUGAUCCUAUCCACAACAGGAAAGAAACUUCAAGACGGCCACCACGAGUAUGAUCUAGCUCCAAUAUAUACGACUUGUAAGACAAGAUAGUGGAUAACUCGACCUUCUCAAUUGCGUUUUCACGUCAAGAAGCUACUUUUUUCUUCUGGGGCAGUCCAUAACUUCAGAUUCAGAUUAUAUGCUAAGAACACAUAGCUUGUGAAAGCCUUGCUCUGUUUUCCAAAGGUGAAGUCUUGCUCUCUUUUUCUUUUUGGGAACAUUGUGUCUGGAGAUUACAAACUUUUAAAAGUAAAGGUGUAGAGAGAACAUUGAUGCAGAUAUUAAGACUUUUAAGGACUUUGUAGGGUUUUUGUAAUAACAUUUGUAUUGAUUAUAGGCUUAUGUUUUCUUCA
Messenger RNA from Brassica oleracea var. oleracea, 671 nucleotides. Its product is annotated as CLAVATA3/ESR (CLE)-related protein 25-like. The coding region runs from base 3 to 332 and encodes 109 amino acids. The transcript has 4 exons. The record is from RefSeq and is a predicted model, not a curated record. Lineage: Eukaryota; Viridiplantae; Streptophyta; Magnoliopsida; Brassicales; Brassicaceae.